Messenger RNA from Misgurnus anguillicaudatus (oriental weatherfish), 1877 nucleotides. The record is from RefSeq and is a predicted model, not a curated record. Lineage: Eukaryota; Metazoa; Chordata; Actinopteri; Cypriniformes; Cobitidae.
CUUAUUUUGAAACGCUUUUAUUUUGAAACGCUGCACUUUUAUGUGUGGUGUAACUACGUCACCUCCACUGUGUCCUCUUGUCACCGGAGUACAGAUGAAGUGAAGAUCUUCAUCAUACGUACUUUACUGAAGAGCUUCAGCAGAGCCAUCAGUCUGACAGAGACACGCACUUAAUUCAUUCUCAUGAAGACUGAAGGCGAUGGAGAAUUCCUGGAAGAGAACCCACCUUUUCAGAAUGGAGUCACCCCGACAGACAGUGACGUGUCUCCCAUACAGUACGAGGAACCCGUCUCCACAUAUUUUGAGGAGAAGGUUCCCAUCCCAGAGGAUGAUGUCACAAAGAUGUUUAGCUUUCGUAAACUUUGGGCAUUCACUGGACCAGGUUUUCUGAUGAGCAUUGCCUAUCUGGACCCUGGAAACAUCGAGUCAGAUCUUCAGUCUGGGGCCAAAGCCGGAUUCAAGCUGCUCUGGGUGCUCUUGGGAGCGACUAUCAUUGGGUGUCUGCUGCAGCGAUUGGCCGCUCGCCUUGGUGUCGUAACAGGGAUGCACCUGGCUGAAGUUUGCAACAAAUAUUAUCCAACAAUACCGCGGAUAAUCCUGUGGCUGAUGGUAGAGUUGGCCAUCAUCGGCUCUGAUAUGCAGGAGGUCAUCGGCUGUGCCAUCGCCUUUAACCUGCUCUCUGUCGGCAGGAUUCCACUAUGGGCCGGAGUGCUGAUAACAAUUAUCGACACUUUUGUGUUCCUGUUUUUGGACAAAUACGGUCUAAGGAAGCUUGAGGCCUUCUUUGGGUUCCUCAUCACCGUCAUGGGUCUCAGCUUUGGCUAUGAGUAUGUGCGUGUGGGUCCAGACCAGGGUGAGGUCCUGAAGGGCAUGUUUAUGCCGUACUGUAGCGGCUGUGGACCUGUGCAGCUUAAACAAGCUGUGGGUAUUGUUGGAGCAGUUAUCAUGCCUCAUAACAUCUAUCUACAUUCUGCUCUUGUUAAGUCGCGGGAAAUAAACCGAGCCAACAAGAAAGAGGUGAAGGAGGCAAACAAGUACUUCUUCAUUGAGUCCUCAAUCGCUCUCUUUGUUUCAUUUCUCAUCAAUGUAUUUGUGGUGGCUGUCUUUGCUGAGGCCUUUUAUGGCAAGACAAACAUGCAAGUGAGCGAGACGUGUAAUAAAACUGGAAGUCCACACACUGAUCUCUUCCCACUCAACAAUGAAACGCUUGAAGUCGACAUCUACAAAGGGGGUAUAGUCCUGGGCUGUUUCUUUGGCCCAGUUGCGCUUUAUAUUUGGGCCAUUGGGAUCCUUGCAGCUGGACAGAGUUCAACCAUGACAGGAACAUACUCUGGUCAGUUUGUCAUGGAGGGUUUCCUAAACCUCCGUUGGUCUCGCUUUGCUCGGGUGUUGUUGACUCGAUCCAUCGCUAUCUUGCCAACUCUUCUGGUUGCCGUCUUUGAGGAUGUCCAGCAUUUAACUGGCAUGAAUGAUUUCCUCAAUGUACUACAAAGCAUUCAGUUGCCAUUUGCUCUGAUCCCAAUUCUGACCGUGACCAGCAUGACUUCAUUAAUGAGUGAUUUUGCCAAUGGACUCGUGUGGAAGAUUGGUGGUGGUCUGCUCAUCUUGUUGGUGUGUGCUAUCAACAUGUACUUUGUGGUGGUCUAUGUGACUGCUCUGAACAGCACCAUUCUCUACGUUCUUUCUGCAUUCCUCUCCAUCGCUUAUCUGUGCUUUGUUAUCUACCUGCUUUGGCACUGUCUCAUUGCUCUUGGUGUGCCCCGUCUGAACAUCUGCGGCUGGUCUCAGCAAUCACCAUCAAUUCUCAUUGAAGAACAAGAAGAGUCUGAUACAUGAUUGAUACUGAUACACAUUAAACAUGUUUUCUUAUAAUGUGA